AUCGAUAUGCGGUGCAGCGUGAGCGGCAGUCAACAAUUGGCAACUGCGCAUCAUCAGUGCACUACGAGGCCUUCUACGUACUGGCAGUUGCACGCCGGCUGGCCUGCAAGCUUGGCAUCCAUCGAAAUGCGCAAGGCCGGGCUGCCAAAUUAUGCAAAAUGAACUUUGAGGACGGGGGCAGCGCGUGAUGGGGUGGAGGUGCAUCUGCCUCCUCUUAGGCGCCGUCACCGCGGCGCCGACGGGUAAGGUGAGGGGCCGGCGGGCAGCGGCCGACACAGCCACGGCGGAGACGGCCGCGGCGGACAUCGUCCGCCGGGUCUUGGCUGGGACGCCGACGUUUGACGACGAACGAGGCGCCGUCGUCGUCCCCGCGGGGCCCGACUGCACGAGCGCGCUCAACGAGGCGAUGCUCGCGGCGAACAGCGCCGGCGGAGGCACCGUCGCGACGCGGGACGGCGCCGCCUACGAGUUGGAUGGCCCGCUGAACCUGCUGUCGCACGUGCGUCUGCGGGUCGGCCGCGACACGACGCUCCGGUUCGGGUAUUCGGCGCCCCAGCGACCGCCCGUGCUCAGGAGUGCGGAGGGCGUGGUCUUCCACGGCCCGUCGCCCCUGGUCCGCGCGUACCGCACGCACGGCGCGCGCGUCGAGGGCCGCGGCGCGAGCAGCGUGAUCGACGGGGGCGGCCGAGCUUGGCACGAGAAGAACGCGAUGAUCGGUUCGGCGCACCGCACGAGCCGAAUAAAGGAAAUGGGCCACGAGCCCUCCGAGCACGGGCGCGUCGACCAGCGCACGCCGCCGACGCUCCUCGAGCUCUUCGGAUCGACGCGAAUCGUCGUUUCGAGUCUCACGCUGCGCGACAGCGCCUUCUGGACCGCGCACUGCGUGCUGAGCUACGGCGUGCUCCUCGAAAACAUACACGUGGAUAGCCGGGGCCGCAACACGGACGGCAUCGUGAUCGACUCCUCGACGGACGUCGUCGCGCGCCGCAACUCCAUCGUGAGCGGCGACGACGGCAUCUCCAUCAAGUCCGGGCGGGACGCGGCGGGCCGGAGCGUGGGGCGCCCGACCGAGGACCUCGUCCUCAUGGACAACGUGAUCGUAAAGGCCUCGGCCGGCGGCGUCGCGGUCGGCUCCGAGGUGUCAGGUGGAAUUAGGCGCGUGUAUGCGCUCAAUACGACCAUUACCAAGGCCACCAUCGCGUGCUACGUCAAGUCGACGCCGGGUCGCGGCGCCUACGUCCAGGACAUCUACGUGAGGGACGUCGUCGCAGAACAGGUGAAGGAAUGCAUCACCGUGAACGCUAACUUUAAGAACCCAACCCCGAAACCGCCGCCGGCUCGCCCGGCUCGCCCGACCGAUUUUCGCCGCCUCUCGUUCGAACAUGUGUUGUGCCGCAGCUCCGCAGAUUCUCGCGCUAUCAAUCUCGCGGGCCGGCCCAGCUAUCACCUUCGCGGCGUGCGUCUCGCCGACGUCUCUGUCCUCGGCGAGGUGCGCAAGGCCCUGGCCAUAGCGUAUGCGACCGACGUGUCCAUCGCCGCGCGUGUCGGCGCCACGGCCUUCGACCUUCGGAACGUUUCCGCCGAGGAAUGCCGGACGUGGAACGCCACGACGUAGCUACGACGUAGCACAAUUCGCAGCACUUACAUUUUGUGGAACAGAUGACGUGGAAAGCCACGACGUGAUACUACUAAACAGUUUGUGGAGC
Pelagomonas calceolata is the source of this 1706-nucleotide messenger RNA. The record is from the annotation of a GenBank genome assembly. NCBI's taxonomy places the organism in Eukaryota, Pelagophyceae, Pelagomonadales, Pelagomonadaceae.